Messenger RNA from Closterium sp. Naga37s-1, 924 nucleotides. NCBI's taxonomy places the organism in Eukaryota, Viridiplantae, Streptophyta, Zygnematophyceae, Desmidiales, Closteriaceae. The record is from the annotation of a GenBank genome assembly.
AUGCCCACAUUCCCGUUCUCCUGUGCUCCCAUGCCCCCCAUCCUCCUAUUCUCCCAUCCUCCUAUUCUCCCAUCCUCCUAUUCUCCCAUCCUCCUAUUCUCCCAUCCUCCUAUUCUCCCAUCCUCCUAUUCUCCCAUUCUCCUAUUCUCCCAUUCUCCUAUUCUCCUAUUCUCCCAUUCUCUCUUACUCCCAUUCUCCCAUUAUCCCAUUCUCCCAUUCUCUCUUACUCCCAUUCUCCUAUGGAAGAGGGUGACGCGGUUCAAGGAGCUGACCCCCCUCUGGAUUAAGACAUCAGAACAGAAGCCGCAUAAGCACUACUGCGCUCCACUUUUCCGCUCUCCCCACUUCCCCGCAGAAGUAUCCCCCUUCCCCUUUUUUCCAGACAAUUUUCCCCAUCCAUAUUCCUUUCCGUUCGCAUCCUUCGUUCCUCCACCCUUUCUGCACGAUUCUUCUAUACCCAACAACAUCACCCGCCAUCCCGUUCAUUCAGCCGUGCCCUUCAUCCCAUCACAUCAUGCCCCUUCGCAUGUAAUUCUCUGCGCAAACCAUGUUCCCUCUCCAUCCUCCUGUGUCCCCCUCCUCUGCCCGCAAUCACAUCCCAUCUGCUCCCAACCAUCCCAGCCGAGCAGCACCGUAGCCAUCGUACCCUCAGGCGAUCACCUCUCAUCCCUCCCUCCCACAUGCAGGGAUGGAAAGGAAGUCUUGGUGGUGGUGGAAGAGGGACCCCGCAUGCACUCCCACAACCCCGCAGAGGGACCCCGCAUGCACUCCCACAACCCCGCAGAGGGACCCCGCAUGCACUCCCACAACCCCGCAGAGGGACCCCGCAUGCACUCCCACAACCCCGCAGAGGGACCCCGCAUGCACUCCCACAACCCCGCAGAGGGACCCCACACACACUCCUGCAUGGUGGCGUUGAGGUAG